Messenger RNA from Arxiozyma heterogenica, 798 nucleotides. It is a transcript of the gene YFT2, whose product is annotated as Yft2p. Gene Ontology annotation, molecular function: coenzyme A diphosphatase activity. The transcript has a single exon. The record is from RefSeq and is a predicted model, not a curated record. Lineage: Eukaryota; Fungi; Ascomycota; Saccharomycetes; Saccharomycetales; Saccharomycetaceae. Bases 1 to 798 code for a protein of 265 amino acids. Gene Ontology annotation, biological process: lipid droplet organization; phospholipid biosynthetic process; lipid storage. Gene Ontology annotation, cellular component: endoplasmic reticulum membrane.
AUGGGAUUUAAUAUAAUAAUAGUAAUUAUGCAAUUAUUUAAAUGGCCACAUGUAUUUUAUAUCUAUUUAUUUAUUUUAGUAGCAGGUGUAAUAUUGGACCUAAUUAUUCCUCAAAAUUUAAAGAAUUGGAUUAUUUUAAAUGUUUAUCCAUUUAAAAGAGGUAAUUUAAUAAAUGAAAUUUUUGCAUACCAUGGUAAUACAAUUUGGAAUUGUUUAUUUGCUUCACUUUUAUUUACGAAUAUAUAUAUACGAACCAAGGAAUGGGAUCCGUUAAUUUCUGAUAAUAAUAAUACUAAAGUGAGGUGUAAAUAUUUCCCUAUCUUUAAAUCAUUUACAAUAAAAUUUGUCAUGAAAAAUGUUAUAUUAUAUAUUAUCUUUCUAUUUAUCGAUAGAUUAUUUAUUUUUACAGGUGGAUCAUGUAAAUUGAACUCUGUGAUAAAUCCAAAAAUAAAAAAUUCAGAAGAAUGUAGGUCAUUGAAUGGUAAAUGGGCAGGUGGAUUUGAUAUAAGUGGACAUUUCUGUUUCUUAAUUAAUAUUAGUCUUAUCUUAUGGAUUGAGUUGGACAGAUUGGAUAUUUGGUUAAUUUAUCGUUCAUUAGACUGGAAAAGGAUUUAUACAAAGAAUCGAUUGGUACAAAUAUGUCACUAUAUGGUUUAUUUCGUUUUAUAUAUUUGGAUCUUUCUUUUAUUUACAACUUCAACGUUUUACCAUACAUGGUGGGAAAAAUUUGAUGGAUAUAUACUAGGACAUGUAUGUCCAUUAAUUAUGUACUUUUUGAUACCAACAUCGACCAUGUAA